Messenger RNA from Melanotaenia boesemani (Boeseman's rainbowfish), 2623 nucleotides. It is a transcript of the gene ogna, whose product is annotated as osteoglycin, paralog a. The record is from RefSeq and is a predicted model, not a curated record. The transcript has 6 exons. Gene Ontology annotation, molecular function: protein binding. NCBI's taxonomy places the organism in Eukaryota, Metazoa, Chordata, Actinopteri, Atheriniformes, Melanotaeniidae. The coding region runs from base 438 to 1289 and encodes 283 amino acids.
UUAUGAAAGAUAGUUUGGUUAUAAGUCAUUACUGAGUGGCCAGAGUGAGACCACAGACAUUCCUCCAGACAAAACACACUCACACUUUGGAUGUCAACUUUUUCUGCUUUCUCUGCAAUUUUUUUUCCUGUACACAUUAAAGGGAUAUUUAGAAGAAAAAUGGACACUUUUUCCCUUUUUUGAACCUCUUUUUAGGUGUGUGUGCUUCUCUCCCUCUGUGCCUCUCUUGCAGCAGAUGGAUGGUGGGUGGUCAGGAAAGGGUUAAAUGCUGUGCUCUAUAAACUCUGCUCUAAGAGUCUGCUGGAAGCUACUGGUUCAGCCUUUAAAUACAGUCAUUUGACUCAUCCAAACAGGGACUCGAAGCAGAGGGAGCAGCUGCUGACCCAGACUCAGGCUUUAAGGCGCUGGUGUGUCAGCAUCACACUGCUUUGGACAGCAUGAAGGCGCUCUUAUUCACCUGUACGCUUGUGCUGUGGAUGGCGGCCACCUCGGCCAGGACGCUUGGUCAGAACUCUCGGCUGACACCGGGAUCUCUACUUGGCAGGCAGCUGAGCGGAUACUUCAGUGACUAUUUGAUAUCAAGAAGGGCGAGGAGGGCACUGCCUGCUGCUGAUGAGCCCGAAUUCAGCCCAACACCAGCAGUAGGAGACAGCUCCGAUCUUCCCACAUGUCUGCUGUGUGUGUGUCUGACUGGCUCAGUGUAUUGUGAGGAGAUCAGUCCAGACAUGACCACUGUUCCUACGCUGCCUAAAGAAACCGCCUACCUGUAUGCCCGUUUCAACAAGAUCAGAAAGAUUAGCACCAAAGACUUUUCUGAUAUCGUGACUCUGAAGAGGAUUGAUCUGACAGGAAACCUGAUUUCAGAGAUUGAAGAUGGGGCCUUCUCUAAACUAACCCUGCUGGAGGAACUGACUCUGGCUGAGAACAAAUUGGUCAAACUUCCAAUGCUUCCCGCCAAACUCACAUCCCUCAACGUAAACUACAACCUCCUCAAAACCAAGGGUGUAAAGGCUAACGCUUUCCAGAAACUAACCAAGCUGACCAACCUGUUCCUUGCUGAUAAUCAGCUGGAAGCUGUUCCAAAAAUCCCAGAGGGUGUCCGGGUCUUACAUUUACAGAACAACAACAUCACUGAAGUCAACAUAGACACCUUCUGCAAGUCCGAUGACAACUACUAUCUACGACCAAGUCUCACUGAAGUCCGAAUGGACGGCAACCCGGUAGUGCUGUCCAAGUACCCCGACAGCUUCACAUGCAUGAAGGUGCUGCCUGUGGGACGGUACCGCUGAGAAACUGUACUAUUAGCCCCUUUGUUGCUGAUGGAGCCAUUUUCCUUCCUGAGGGGCACCAAGACAUUCUGGACUCUAAGGAGUUUGUCCCACAAGUAAAAGUGUCAACGUUACUUCAGCAAACAUGCAAAAAGUUUGUUUUACUGUAAGGUCAAAAAGGAAACAAAUCAUUGGACUAAAGGUGGGGAUCUGAAGAUGUUUCUCAGCUCAUCUCAGUAACUGGGUGUUUAAAGAUCUGCAGGAGGCUACAUCUGACAAUUGUGGAGAGUCAGAGUCACAUUAUUUGAUACAAAGCCACUUUUAAAAUGAUAGUUUGCAUUUAAAUGGGGGAAAACAGCUCCAGUUUAACUUUAACAGUCCAACGUUUUGUUUCAUUUUGACCAGAUGCUUCUCAACCUGGAUUACUCAAAAGAUUUAAAACUAAGAUAACUGCAAAGCUCUUUAUAUUAACAAAUAAUUCAUGUAAUACUUCAAAAAGAAAAUUUUACUGGAAUUAACCAUAAAACAUUUAAGAGAAGUGUCUACAAGCAGCUUUGAUCUUGGAAGGAUCACAGGCCUUGGCAUGCUUGUUAUGUGUCAAAGGGAAUUAAAGCCACAGUGAGUCAAAACAAAAAAAAAUUUAAAAGGAAGAUGUUUGACAGCUCAUAUAUUUUUGAUUUUUUUUCAUUGUGUUUUGUUUUAUUUACUCUGGACUUCUGCUGUUAUAUUUCUGCAUGAUAUCCAGUCAACAGAAGUCCAUAUGUUGUCCAACUCCUGUUUGGCAUGUGUAAAUUUGCUUUAGUCGUCCCAAUGACAGCUAAACAGAGUUUGAAAAUUUCAGUCGUACAAAGGGAAAACUUGAUGCAUGCAAAUCUUUGUUUCUUCAGUUUAACAUUGUGAUGAGAUGGUGUGAAAAAUUUGUCUUUAUGUUGCUUUGAUAUGUUUCUCAGAGACAUUACAUGUGCCUUAAUGCUGAGUAAAAAAAUAAAGAUAAAGCAUUAUACAAACAUCUGACUGGUCGGCAUGGCUUGUAGACAGUGGUGAUGUAGACUUAUGGAGCUGCAAGUUUUCUGUGACUUCCCGUUGUUUUCUAAUUUAUAGACUUUGAAAUGGAGAACAUGUAUCUAUGGACUAUAGGAAUGUGAAAGUUAUCCUCUUUCUUAUGUUUGCUUCGACAAUGUCUUACUUUGUUUCUUUUUAAUUCCUCCCUUUCAGUAAUAAUAAUAAUAAUAAUAAUAAUAAUAAAAAAAUCACAGUAGAAGUUAUUAAUGAUGUGAAUACGACAGUGGUGUACAGGAAUAUGUGUAUGUAACGUGGCUAUGUUUUGGUGAUAUUUUAAUAAACUGUUUUUAAUU